Molecule: messenger RNA, 1927 nt
Organism: Daktulosphaira vitifoliae (grape phylloxera)
Lineage: Eukaryota; Metazoa; Arthropoda; Insecta; Hemiptera; Phylloxeridae
Product: glutathione S-transferase C-terminal domain-containing protein
Exons: 6
Coding region: 121-1770 (549 amino acids)
Source: RefSeq, a predicted model, not a curated record
GCUAUCAAUUUUUAUUUGCUGUUAUUGGUCUGAGUAUUUUACGCCACAAAAAAAAUCAAUUCCAUAAAAAAUUAAUGAUAAAAAUUAAAAAACAAUUGGAUUCUGUUGUAUAAUCUUACAAUGUCAUCUUCUUUAUUUGUAAACAUAAUAGACUUGGAUUCAGAUGAAAAGUAUGUUACUUGUUCUUUAAGAACUGCUAUUGUUCUUUUUUUGUGCCAAUAUGUGAAUUCUCCAGUUAUUCUUGUUAGGAUUAAAAGUACAGUAGAAGAAUUCCCCAUAAUUAAAUUUCUUCUAAAUAACUUAUCUUAUACAACAAUAUUUGAAGAUAAUUUACCUAAACCAGCAGCAGAUUGCCUUCUUCCAGUUUAUCAAAGUAAUAAUGAUCCAUAUUGUACUGCAGGAUUUUGUUCUUCCUUGCGAAUGCUGAUAAAAAGUUUGGGCGAAAAAUUCCAAUGGCUACUAGGUUUUAGACAGAGUUGUUUAUCAGCUUGUGCAGAAGUUUCAUCUUGGACAAAAUUCUGUGAAGUUGAAAUUCACGCAUCAAUAACAUCACUUUUUCAAAAAAAUCAUAUUGAUUCCAAUUCUCCUUAUAUAUUACCCAUACAGUUAGCACGAUUUGAACGCCAUUUAUCACAACCGUUACAAGUACAUAAUAUUAAUAAAAGAUUAAACAAGAAUUCUCAACAUUUUGCUGUAAGAUUUGCAGAUGAAGAAAAUCCAACUCUUUCUGACAUUCUUAUUUUGCCCAACAUUCAUAUAGUAUAUAAAAUUUUGGGUGAAUCAGUGUUUUACAAAUUUUUACCAUUAACAUGGAAAUGGUAUAAACUUAUUUUAGAACGUCUUCAUAUUACUGAAGCUUUAAAUAAUAUUAUAGUAGAGUUUUAUAUCCAAUUACCUACCGAAUAUUUAUUGCCAGAAGUUCCUCCUCAUUCUUUAUAUAAAUGUGACUUACGUAGAUACAAUCCACAUUCAAAGUUAUAUGUUAAACAAAAUGUCCAAAAUAUACUUCAAUUGUAUGAUUCGUUAAAUAUUGACAUUAAAAAUAAUUCUUAUAAUUUAAAAAAAAUAAAUUGGUCAGAAUUACCUAAUGAAGCAUGUCCAAUUGGUGGUGAUAUACCCGAAAAACGUUUGAUUAGAAAAACUCAACAACUAGAAAAUUUAAUCCAAGCUGUAUUUCAGGUUGCAAAAGAUGGAGAUGUUGUAGUUGAUUUUUGUUGUGGAAGUGGUCAUCUCGGUAUUGCUAUAGCUCACCUCAAACCAAGUUUAACAGUAAUAUUAGUUGAUAAUAAAGAAGAAUCUUUAAGAAGAGCUAAAGAUCGUGUGGAAAAAUUAAAAUUAAAAAAUAUUAUGGUUGUUCAUUCAAAUUUAGACUAUUUCAAUGCAGAUUUUCAAGUUGGUGUGUGUCUUCACGGAUGUGGUGUUGCUACAGAUUUAGUUCUGGAAAAAUGUAUACUGCAAAAUGCAGCUUUUGUUGUUUGUCCUUGUUGCUAUGGUAGCAUUCAAGAUAAUCAUAUUCUGGAAUAUCCUAGAAGUCAAGUAUUAAGGACAAAUUUAACUUUUGAAGAUUAUUUAGUUUUAUGCCAUUGUGCUGAUCAAACACAUUUUGAUCCUAAAUGCUCAAAAACUUUGCAAGGAUUUUCAUGUAUGGCUGCAGUUGAUGAAGAUCGAGCUACUAGAGCAAUUGAAUCUGGUUACAAUGUUACACUUUCUAAAUUAAUUCCUCCUACUUGUACACCAAAAAAUAAUAUUCUUGUUGGAAUUCCUUUAUAAUUUUUAACUUUGCCUUGACCAGAACUUAACAAUAAAAUAAUAUUUAAAUCAUAUAUAAUGAUUAUUGUUGUUUAAACUAUAAACAUAUUUACAAAGAAAUGUUAAUAUAUGUUAUAUACAAAUAACUACAAUAAAAUACAGUUAAUUUAAUUUUAAA